Daphnia pulex (common water flea) is the source of this 1247-nucleotide messenger RNA. Its product is annotated as aldo-keto reductase family 1 member B1-like. The record is from RefSeq and is a predicted model, not a curated record. The transcript has 7 exons. Lineage: Eukaryota; Metazoa; Arthropoda; Branchiopoda; Diplostraca; Daphniidae. Gene Ontology annotation, molecular function: aldose reductase (NADPH) activity. Gene Ontology annotation, cellular component: cytosol. The coding region runs from base 111 to 1076 and encodes 321 amino acids.
GCUUUUGUAGACGAUAAAACAACGUUGUGUCAUUCCUUCUCGAAAAGCCACGAAACCAACCUGUCAAUCGUAAAACCGGUUAACUUUCAAGAGAAAUCUUCAAUUUAAAUAUGGCCAGCUCAGCGGAAAAGGUUCCCAAAGUCAAGUUGAAUAAUGGUCACGAAAUGCCUAUUCUUGGAUUAGGCACAUGGAAAUCAAAACCUGGUGAGGUUACCCAGGCAGUCAAAGAUGCUAUUGAUGCUGGCUACAGACACUUUGAUUGUGCAUUUGUGUACCAGAAUGAAGCGGAAGUUGGCCAAGCCUUGACCGAGAAAAUGGCAAGUGGUGUUGUUAAAAGAGAGGAGCUCUUCAUAACCAGCAAACUUUGGAAUACUUUCCAUAGCCCAGAAUCAGUGGAACCAGCACUGAAGAAAUCCUUGAGUCUUUUGGGAUUAGAUUACUUGGAUCUGUAUCUCAUUCACUGGCCCAUUUCCCUUAUUGAUAAAGAAGGAGAGCUCUUCCCAAAAGACGACAAUGACAAAUUGUUGUACAAGUCUGCUGACCACGUCGAUACCUGGCGUGCUAUGGAAAAAUGUGUUGAGCAAGGACUGGUUCGCUCGAUUGGCUUGUCAAACUUUAAUAGUAAACAGAUUCAACAUGUCUUGGAUAAUUGUAAAAUCAAGCCAGUUGUCAACCAGGUCGAGUGUCAUCCCUAUUUGAAUCAGAAACGACUGAUUGAUUUCUGUAAGGAGAGAGACAUUCAUAUCACCGCUUACAGUCCCCUGGGUUCUCCUGAUCGUCCAUGGGCCAAGCCUGAAGAUCCAAGUCUGUUGGCGGACCCGAAAAUCAAAGCCAUUGCCGACAAUUACAAGAAAUCGACUGCGCAGCUGUUGAUUCGCUAUCAAGUCGAACGCGGUGUCAUUGUUAUCCCAAAGUCAGUCACCAAGACUCGCAUCGAGCAGAACUUUGACAUUUUUGAUUUCCAAAUUGGAGAAAGUGACAUGCAGUACAUUGACAGUCUGGAUUGCAAUGGCCGCUUCUGCCACGUCACCUGGAUGAACGACAGCCCCGAUUUCCCUUUUAGCAUUGAAUUUUAAAGGUAUAUUUCAGAGAAAUUUACCACCAAGACCCCUUGCGUCAUUAGUUUGCUAGCAAAUUUGUUAUUGGGUUUCAAAGAAAUAUUAUUCUGCAUGUUAACAAUGGUCCUCCCCACUUGCACCAGUUGUGUAGAUUGCGCUGUGGGCUAAAUAAAGAUAUUGUUUGGCUAC